UUUAGUUUCUUGUAAUCUGAUUUGAAAGUGUGGUGAUUUUUAUUCUAAAUGUCCUUUUUUGAACACGUGUUUUACGUCUUUUCCUUGCAGUUACAUGUACCUCUGCCAGAUCCAUGAACACCUUCAUUGCACAUAAAGGGAUGGGAAGACACAAAGGUGCUGGAGCUCCACUCAUUCAUCAGACUGUGGUUCUUUUCAUGGGUGAAUGACUUCUGGCUGACAGAUCCAUUGAUGUCUUCCACGGUAAUGAUGACCAAGGAUCGCUUUAAUGCCCUGACCUCCGCGCUGCACUUUGCCAACAACGAGGGGGAGCACGAAGUGCAGAAUCGAUUGUGGAAGCUAUGCCCUGUGCUGGAUGUUCUGGACACGAUGUACCAGACCGUGUUCGUCCCGAACAAGACCGUGACCAUCGACAAGACCUUGUGGGCAUUCAAGGGUCAACCCGAGCAAGCGAGCAAGGUGGGGCAUGAAGGUCUACAAGAUUUACAGAGUGCAAGAUCACAGGGUAUUCCCUGCCAGCAUGAAGGCCAUUGUUGACCUGAUGGAGAAGGUGGAGCUUCCUGACAAGGGAUACAAGUUGCACACGGACAACUGGUAUUCCUCCCUGGCUCUCUUCCAGUACUUGCAGACUUGGAAGACCAACGCCGUUAGUACAGUUUGUACCAACAGGAAGGGCAUGCCCUUGGACCUGCGAGCGAGCCAGGAACAUCUCUACUUCCGGAGCAUCAACACAGGAAAGCUCUGCCUUCAGUGGGUAGUCAAGUAUCCUGUCAUGAUGCUGUUGACCGCCCACACCAGCAAUGUCAUUACCCUGCCUCGCAACCACAAGGGGGAGAAGUGAUUGAAGCCCGAGGUUACUGUCUUGUACAACAACGGCAUGAAGGGCGUCAACCUCUUUGAUCAGCUGGUGGGACUAUCGAGUACCAUCAAGUGGUACAAGAUGAUGCAGGCGGAAUUCGAGGAAUUGGUGCAAGGAAUGUUACAGUGAGGAGGAACCCUGGUAGGUGCACAUACCAGUGGACACACCUUUCUGCCUGUGGCGGCGAUGUGUACUCUGGUGGAAGAAUCACCAUCGUAGGAUACCAGAUGAUGUGCAGCAGCUGCAGCAUUUCCCUGUGCUCCGCACCCCGUUUCCAGGCCUUUCACACUUAGGAAACAGCAGUGGGGACUUAAAAAUAAAUAUAUAAAUAAAGUAAAAAAAAAAAAUAAAUAAAUAAAGUAAAAAAAAAUAAAUAAAUAAAUAAAAAAUUAAUGCUGUAUGCUGUGUUUCUGUUCUCUUUCCAAGACACACACUACUGACUUUGCACACUAAGACGGUUCAAACACUUUUAAAAUGUAUAUACUAAAAUAUAAGAGAAUAUCAUAGUACAUAUCAUAAGGCUACAAUAAGCCUGCAAACUUACACGUUUCUAAAGCAGUGGAAUCUUAUGAAAAUAAACAAAUAAAUAAAAUAAAAAAUAAUGCUGCACUGCUGUGUUUCUGUUCUCUUUCCAAGACACACACUGACUUUGCACACUAAGAUAAUUCAAA
Messenger RNA from Penaeus monodon (black tiger shrimp), 1530 nucleotides. RefSeq lists its product as uncharacterized. The transcript is spliced from 2 exons. NCBI's taxonomy places the organism in Eukaryota, Metazoa, Arthropoda, Malacostraca, Decapoda, Penaeidae. The coding region runs from base 467 to 841 and encodes 124 amino acids. The record is from RefSeq and is a predicted model, not a curated record.